Molecule: messenger RNA, 4454 nt
Organism: Acipenser ruthenus (sterlet)
Lineage: Eukaryota; Metazoa; Chordata; Actinopteri; Acipenseriformes; Acipenseridae
Product: junctional adhesion molecule 3B-like
Exons: 9
Coding region: 67-1005 (312 amino acids)
Biological process (GO): cell adhesion; angiogenesis
Molecular function (GO): protein homodimerization activity; protein heterodimerization activity
Source: RefSeq, a predicted model, not a curated record
UCCCUCCUCCCCUCGAAGCCUGGUCCUCCCCAUUCUCUCUCUCUCUCCUCAUGCUCUGAAGUACGCAUGCUCCCGCAGACACACACCAUUAGAAUCUGCAAGAUGGCGAUGACAAAGCUAGCAAGCGCUUUCAUCCUCUUCACAACAUACUGCUGCAGGUCAAUGGCAGUGGAACUGACUUCAAAUAACCAGCACCCUGUCGUGAACGAGUUCCAGAGUGUUGAGUUGUCCUGCAUUAUAAAGUCCAUUUCCACUCCUGACCCCAGGAUUGAGUGGAAAAAGUUCCGGGGUGGCGACACCACCUAUGUUUAUUUUCAGGGUAAAAUUUCAGGAGCAUUGGAGAACAGAGCGGAGUUGAGAGGGACCUCAUCUUUAGUAAUUCACAACACAACCAGAACUGACUCGGCCACCUACCGCUGUGAGGUGUCAGCCCACCUGGAUGAGAAAAAAUUAGACGAGCUGUCCAUUGAGCUAACAGUACAAGUAAAGCCAGUGGUGCCGAGGUGCAGUGUGCCCCAGUCUGUGCCCGUGGGGAAGUCUGCAUCUCUGACGUGUGUGGAGACUGAGGGCUUUCCACUGCCCACGUACCACUGGUACCGUGACAACGAGCCCCUUCCUGACAACCCCAAGAGCAGCCCCAAAUUCUUCAACUCCUCCUACACAGCGGACCCCAAGGAUGGGACUCUGAAAUUCAGUGAGGUGAAGAAGAUUGAUGCCGGAGAGUAUUACUGUGUGGCCAAGAACCCUGCAGGAAUGGCCCGGUGUGGGCCCCAGCUGAUGGAAGUCUAUGAUAUUAACAUUGCGGGCAUCGUGGGUGGCGUGCUGGUGGUGUUGACUGUUCUGCUGUUGAUAGCAAUCGGGAUCUCUUGUGCAUAUAAAAGAGGUUACUUCGUAAGCAAGCAGCAGACAGGAAAAAAUUACAAACCCCCUGCUAAAGGAGAUGCAGUGGAUUCCAAGCAAGAGGAGGAGGGAGAUUUCCGACACAAGUCCUCGUUUGUUAUUUGAAAACCCAGCGAACAGAAGACAAAAAAACAGGAGAAAAGUCAAAAGCAAAAUACCUCCUUAUUGAACUCUUUGGCUUGUGUAAUAGCGAAAUGAGCCGCUGGUGAAAAAAGUAUUUUUGAAGUGUGCUACGAAACUACAUGAGUUUGCCAAAGGUGAUGACAGCUAUUAUUUAACAACUAACCUCAGCACUAAGCGCUUGCUUUUCCUUAGCAGAUCCAGAGCUUUAGGUCUACAGAAACCAAUAGUCUUUGCUUUUGACCCUGUUUGUUAAUAAUAGCGUGUUAACAAGCUAAUUUAGUUGUAGGUUCGGGUAUGUACAGUACAUUUUAAUAUACUGUAUACUAAAGUUGUAAUUGUGUCAUCAAAUGCUCCAGAUGGUUCUAAAAUAUGAUUUAAAAAAUAAGAGACAGAAGCACAAGUCUCCUGCUUGAUUCAGUCAAACAGAAUUGUUCUGCAAUGUGUUGCUUUGUAUUGUAGCUCUCUAUAAUAAAAAAGUACUCUCACACACACACACACGCCAUCAGAAUAAUCUCCCAACCACUGCAGGUCAGCUUCUAGUACAAGCACAGGUUUGGAAGCUCAAUUUAAAAAGCGUAUGUUAAUAUUGAAAUCAUCUGGCUAAAUACCUGUUGUCAUUUAUAUAAUGUGUACCUUUUUUAUUUUAUCAGCAAAGUUUCAGUCGAACUAUUUUUGAUGGAAUAUAUUUUAAAAUGCCUAUAGAUAAAGUUUUACUUUUUAUAAUACUUGUAUAAUACUAGCACUAAAUCCAAGUUGUUUUUUUUUGACGUAGUUUAGUUCUGAAAUUAACUUUCACAUUUAUAACCACUCUGUAUGCAAGAUUUAUAAUUUUACAAAUCUAACAAUGUUAACCAAUAAAGACAAUGGUUGUAUGUUGUUCAGUACUGCCACAGCAUAUCAAAGUAUUGGGUUUGUAAACACCCGUAUUACACCAUAUGAAAUUAACUACUGGUGUUUACAUCUACAGAGGUAAUAAAAAGAUGCAUUUGCAAGUUUCUUUUUAAUACUAGAGUAUAUAUGUGUUACCAGCUAUGGAUGAAUUGCAUGGAUGGUAUAAAUGUAAAGGACCACCCGAAAGUGUUGGUUAAUGUAUAUUGUUAAUGUACAGUCUUAUGGGAGGUAAGGAAGAAAUGUUCACAGGAUCCCAGUUUGUUUCAGGUAGACACUGUCUUCUUGGAUCGUUGCAGUGUGUUCUUAAUUUUAAGUGACCACCUGUGCCUGCUAACUGUUUGUGUAAAUAUAAGAUAUUCAUUCCCUGGAUGGCUUAUUUUUUUUUUUAAUUAGUAUAAAAUAAACAAAAGUAUUACAAUUACAGAAAUUAACUAAAAUAAUGCACCUUUCUAGGGCAUGUACUUCAUGCUGAACAGUGAAUGAUUGUGCUGGUUGUCUCUGUGUAAUGUUUAUUAAAGCAUACAAGCACAUGCAUGAAAUGUACUACAUGGUUUAAUUGCCAUGUUAUGAGUUGCUUUUGUUUCAUACUCUUCUUAUGAACUGUUUAUGAGCUCUUUGUGUGACUUGAUGCCAAUGGAAGUAGAGAGUAAUAGGUGCAGAUUGCUGGCAGCGUUACCACUAUUUUGAUGCUCUUAAUGUAAUGUGUGUGUUUUUUUACAUGUCUAUACUCUUGUAUUAUUUUACUGUGUUUGCAAUCAUUAUCUAGGGGUCUGGGUUAUGAUGAUCCAAUAUUAUCAUUAUUCUAAAUCUGCCUUCACCUGGCUUUGAGCUUGUCUGGAGAAGCUAAAGUCCCAGGACUGAAGAGGCUUCCUCAUUCCAUUCAAAGCAAGAGACUGCUUUAGGGAACAAUGAGAACCCAGCAUUGGAGAAACAGAACCCAGAGCCAUUCAGACUGACUGCAAACACCACAGAAUAGCAAGAGCAACGUACAAAAUCAAUUCAAAGAUGCGUUUCAACAGGCUUGCUCUUUCAAGCAUUCAUAGAAUUAGUAGCAGCUAUUUCAUCAACCAAACCUUACAUAAAACACGAACAUCCAGUGCAAGACAGACAGUGCAAAUGGCAACAUUUCAGUGUCACAACUUCUGAAUGUAAAAUGACAGCAUGGCUUGUCAGCAUUGAGCAUUGUGUAGAUCUUCUGAAGACAAUACUGCAUUCAGUCACCUCAUAAUCCCUAAAGUAUAGUUCUCAAAAGUACUAGUAUUUACCAAUAAGCCAUUUGAUUAUACAACUUGCACUAUACUUAUACCUCUCACGUGCCUUUCGUUGCAGGCAGCGUUUUGUAUUCUGUAACCCGAAUCUGUGAAAGCAUUGUUCUACUAUGUAUCCUAGACCGUUCUGACCAGCACUCUUACACAUUGUACUAUCAGCAAGAACAAGCUGGGUUUAGUCACUUGCAUGGCAAUAAAAUGUUCAAAAGAGCAGAAUUGUGUUCCAGUGAGCAAUAACACGAGUUAUCAGGUAGAACGGCUCAAUACAAAACUGGUAUUGCAUUCCCACAGCUGCUGGAAAAUGUGGCUGUGUAAAAAUCUGAAACUAUGCAUUGCAUGAUUUAAAAUGAGCCAAAACCCAACAGAAUCAUUUUUACUCUACAGUAAAGUACCCUACAGUGAGCGUCUUUCUUAUAGGGUUAACAUUUCUGUAUGUUGGUUAGGAUCCUGAGAGCUAUACGCAAUCUCAAUUACACAGGGCACAGUUCCAACAAUGUUCUUUUAAAACAAAUUAAAAGAUUAGCUGCAUGAAAUAGGACUGUAAUUGAUUUUGUUUUUACUGCCUGUGAAAAUGUACAACAUAUCUCCUGGAAGUUUAUUUUGUAAAUAGCCAGCCUUUCCAGUAGAUUUUGAAUAUUAUUUUUUAGAUUGUAUAAAUAAAAAAAAUAGAAUAGGAUACUUUUUUUUUUUUAUGAUGUAUUUAGUGCCUAAACUAGUAACACAAUUCUGAGUAGAAAAAAAACUUCCUGAAUAAGGUUGCUGAAGCAGGAAAUGUUUGCAGAAACCGGUUACCAUCUAUAUACCACAAGGCCAUAGCCAUCUUUUGUAGAGUUCUCUGGGAAUGUUUAAAAAAAAAAAAAAAAAAAAAAAUUAAUACCACUUGUCAUCUUUUGUGUGAAGCCUUACUUUUAAAAAGGCAGAAACAGUGUUAUUAAAAAAUAAAAAAAAACUUGAGGAUGGCACUGCUCAUGUAGUUACCAUCCUUGUCUCAAUUGCCUCAGUGUUAAAAGACCUUUUGUAUUAAUGCUUGAGAAAUGCAUUAAAAAGAAAAGGUUUUUUUUUUUUUGUUUCAUUUUUUCAAUUACCCAACUGGUAACGACUUAUGUCAAAAGACUUUGAGAACAAGAUCGAUGGUGUGGUUGGUCCCUCGCUUCUGUUGGUUUUUCUUUUUGAAGUUUUGAGUUCCAUUUGCAAACCCUUGUACAAAACUAAAAGUGUGAAUUCCAAAACUGUAUGUUUGUGAUUUAAUAAUAAAACUCACUUUUACAACUG